AUGAUCAUAAUCAAAGGUUUUCUUAUUUCCGGGCUGCACCCAUGUUUUUACAACAUAAAAAUUACAUAUCUGCCAAUGAGGAAUGCGCCAAUGGAACCUGCAGAAUGUCUCACAUGUUCAGAUGGAAAUGAGGAGUCACUGAGUGAGGGUGGCUUGCAGAUGAGUCAGCCAGGUCGAAGACCCCGUAUCCUGAAUGCAAGGACGAACGUGGUCUCGGAGGAUUUACAUGAAAACGAGGGUUUAAGAGCGUGGGACGCUCGUAAGAAAAAGCUACAAGUAUACGAGUACCAGGUUGACUUUAAACAAGGAUUUCUGGCAAGCGUUAGAUUUCAUAUCCUGAGGGAAUGGCGUUCUAACGUUUGGGAAUGUCCCAGAUAUAAACUUCUUGGGCAGAUCGAUGAAACGCCUGAAAGAAAACUUGUGAAUGUCGAAUAAAAAGUAUCAUGGCUAUGGUAUUUGGUUACUGAACAAUACUUUGUAGUUCAUCAAGUAGAUAUAAGAGGCAGUGGAUUUCAAUGUACGAACAUAUCGAGUACAAUUAAAGAUCGAUUAGGCGCGCUUGAGAUUGAGAAUGAGAUAAUAAUCGUUAAAUAUGUGACUGAUAAUGUUAAGUGUAUUAACGAACGGGAAGUCAGCGUCUUCGGAAAGGAAGGCGGAUACACUGAGCUCAAUAUUAUGGCAAUGGAUCGUUGGAAUGUUUUUCAAUGUUGCGCAGCGAUAUCGUCUAUUGUUUCCUGGGAAGACUAUUCCUAUGUUUUGCUAAGGCAUGUACAUGCCACUGAUACGUGUUGUCCAUUAACAACAGAUAGAACAUUUUCGAAAAAGUGAAUAAUAUCGAAUAGUCGUAUGAUUAAUUCCAAUAAUAGAUUUUAGGUGGUUAUAUGACGAAAAUAAAAGGACGCUAUCUCAGUGUAAAUUUACAAUUAGCUUAACGUAUCUCUGGUCUCACGAAAAAAUACUUCGUCAUAUACUGCGAUACGACUGAUCAUAUGGUACCGCGUUAUAAAGUGAAUCAUUUUUUUAUUGCGAGCAAAGAAUCAUUUAUAGAUAUCAUCAAUACGUGGAUCAGAUUCAUAUAUUGUAUGAUUAUCGUGUACAUCUUUAUGGAAAUAUGUAUCAGUACUUUAGCCAUUGCAUCGCGAGUGCGCGGGCAUUUGAGAAGGAAAUCGAUGAUAAGCGGGGAAGUGUAUUGCUCAGUGAAUACUUUAGUUACUGAUAUCUUUGUUUUAGGAAUAAAAUUAUAAAGAAAUGUAGGUUAUUAUAUAUAUAUUUAAUAGAAAUAUAAGACAAAAAUAAUAGCUAAUGCUCUUUUGACAUCCCUGGUGGGGAUCGAACCCACGACCUUUGGAUUAGAAGUCCAACGCGCUAUCCUCUGCGCCACAGGGACUUGAAAAUGUUUGGUGCCAUCUACAGUAUAACAGAGAUUAUAGGUAUUUUUAGCAAGAUGGCGCCACUGUACUGACGCUGUGCUGCUUGCUCAGUAGCGUAGAGAGAAGAUGAGUACACUUGCACUUUAAAUUUCACCAGGAAUACAUUCAGAUAUUAGUUUCUACACAGAUCAAGGCUUUUGAUAGUUAUAACGUUGUAUUUAGAGUACCUUGAAAUGUCUACAACGACAUAACCGUAUUACCUAAUUUAAAAAUCAUCCUAUACAUGUAAUUCGAAAAGCUAGCGUAGUAACUCUGAAUUUCAGGGUCCCGUAAUAUCUACGUCCCUGGUGCAGAAUUCACGUAGUCAACACAAAAACGGGUUCCGUAGAAACCGCGUAAGAAAACGCUGGUAAAUCGAAGUGCGUCGUCCCGAGGGCGUCUCGCAGGGGGUUAUAACGAACGCGAGAUAAAGGAUGGGCUAAGGAUUGCGUUAUCAGUAAGAAAGACCUGAGGGUCGUGAAAAGUGCCGAGGCCAGGAGACAAAAGGUGCAACGAGAAGGCAGCUCCUCGUCCAGUGGGACAACAAGGAGAGUAGUGUCUGGCUCGGGAAACAUGGCGGCUCCAGAACA
Molecule: messenger RNA, 1999 nt
Organism: Cephus cinctus (wheat stem sawfly)
Lineage: Eukaryota; Metazoa; Arthropoda; Insecta; Hymenoptera; Cephidae
Product: dipeptidyl peptidase 4-like
Biological process (GO): proteolysis
Molecular function (GO): dipeptidyl-peptidase activity; serine-type peptidase activity
Source: RefSeq, a predicted model, not a curated record